Molecule: messenger RNA, 595 nt
Organism: Myotis lucifugus (little brown bat)
Lineage: Eukaryota; Metazoa; Chordata; Mammalia; Chiroptera; Vespertilionidae
Product: tigger transposable element-derived protein 1-like
Exons: 2
Coding region: 41-595 (184 amino acids)
Cellular component (GO): nucleus
Molecular function (GO): DNA binding
Source: RefSeq, a predicted model, not a curated record
GGCCCCAAGGCGCAAGAGUAGUGAUGCUGGCAAUUCAGAGAUGCCAAAGAGAAGCCGCCAAGUGCUCCCUUUAAGCGAAAAGGUGAAAAUUCUUGACUUGAUAAGGAAAGAAAAAAAAUCCUAUGCCGAGGUGGCUAAGAUCUACAGUAAGAACGAGUCUUCUAUCCGUGAAAUCGUGAAGAAGGAAAGAGAAAUCCGUGCUAGCUUUGCGGUUGCACCUCAGACUGCAAAAGUUACGGCUACCGUGCGCGACAACGGCUUAGUUAAGAUGGAAAAGGCAUUAAGUUUGUGGGUGGAAGACAUGAACAGAAAAUGUGUUCCAGUGGAUGGCAGCAUGCUGCGCCAGAAAGCACUGAGCCUGUACAAAGACUUGAGCGAGGGGUCCUCUGAGAGGAGGGACACCAAGCCAUUUACUGCAAGUAAGGGCUGGUUGCACAGAUUCAGGAAUAGGUUUGGGCUGAGAAAUGUAGGAGCUCCUGCAGGGGCAGCGCCUGCUGUUGAAGAAGCUGCUGCCACAUCUCCCACAGAGGUGAAGGAGUUGAUUCAGCAGGAAGUCUACAACUGUCAAGGUGCUUUGACUACAGCUAACAUUUGA